UUUUAUUACAUUCCGCCACUUUCCCUUACUCUUGCGGGCUACCUGUGCAAAGACCAGCGGAUUUGCUCAUGAAAAAAAUAAUGGCGGACGAAAAUGAAGAAACUUCUACAUUUUUAGUUCUUUUUGCUCAAGAACACGUCGAUUUUAGAGUUCCGAGUCCUUUUCUUGAAAUAGUCCUUCCACUUGAAGAUGAUGCUCAAAAAAUGCUUUCAAGAUCUUUAUCUAUCAAAUCUCUAUUUGAACUUUGGGGAACCGGCAAAACAUUAGAUCAACUAUGUGAAGAUCUUAAGAAAUAUCCAACUAGGAGAAUGCAACCCUAUUGCAGCAAAGAAGCAACAUUCAGAAUCAAUGUGGAAACUUAUAACAAAAAGAUACCUCAAUCACAUAGGGAGCAUUAUUAUGAGGCACUUUCAUUUUUACCAUUUAAAGGAAAAGUUGCUUUGGAUAAUCCAGAAAAUCAGUUUUCUCUUGUCCUGGACUUUGGGCAAGAUACAAAUGUAGCAGCUGAAACRCCUUGUAGAUAUUWUUUUGGASGUUUGAUUGGUAAAGGACAACGUCACUUAUGUCAGAAAUACUCUUUGAAGGAUAGGUACUUUAUUGGUAAUACAUCAAUGGAUCCAUUGCUAUCAUUCUUUAUGGCUAAUCAAGGACAGGUAUGUACAACAACAUCAGAUGCAGAACUUGGUUAUCCAUCGAUACACCUUGGACGGUUAUCAGAUAUUAUACUAAGUCUUCUGCACUUCUCGUCACAGUAUCUCUGUUUAAAUGGUCGGCUUGUAUUUUGGUUACCUGUCUACAAACCAAGUUAUUCYGACAGCAAAGUCCCUCAUCAUCCAUGCUUUCGACUUGUGGCAAACAGCGAGCAAAACUUAUUCACGAAUAUCUCVAGACGCCUUCUUACCAUGGAAAAGACGCACGAGUACAAUAAGUCUGUGACUAUGGACUCUCUCCGUGACAAGAACAGAGAAUUUGAAAUAAUGUGUGAUAAGUUUAGAGAAAAUUAUUUUACGCCGUCGAACUCCAGCUGAUAG
This is a messenger RNA of Exaiptasia diaphana, 1031 nucleotides long. Its product is annotated as tRNA (guanine(10)-N2)-methyltransferase homolog. Gene Ontology annotation, cellular component: cytoplasm. The record is from RefSeq and is a predicted model, not a curated record. The coding region runs from base 69 to 1028 and encodes 319 amino acids. NCBI's taxonomy places the organism in Eukaryota, Metazoa, Cnidaria, Anthozoa, Actiniaria, Aiptasiidae. The transcript has 9 exons.